AUGAUCUCUAAUUACAAAAGAAUAGAAGAUCACUUUAAUCAUCCUUCCUUAUCUGAAAUCAAAGAAGCCAUAUUAUUAAUUGGUCAUGUACCAGCAAAUGGUUCAAUUAUAACAGACAUGAAACCACCACAAGUGCAACACACUAAAGACAUAGCUUGGAAAAUUAAAUGUUCCACAUUGAGCUUACCCAUGCUUGAUAUACUUAAUCGCAACUUUCCUAAACUUCUCAAUGAUCUAACGUUAUGUUUACUUUGUAAAUCUAACGUUGAAACAAAUAAUCAUAUCUGGAUUUGUCCAGCACCUAAUGCAAUUAAAUCAAAUAUUUGGAAAGUACGUUCCAAUAUAUGGAAAGAUUGGAAAUCAGCGAAUGGGCUUACUAAAAAUGAUUUUAAAAAUUACACUAAGAAUUUUCAUCGUAAUAAUCAACAAACAAGUUCUGAUGAAUUUAUGUUAAGACGUGAAGUACGUCAUCGAACUACUAGGGAAUAUGUUAAUUCACAUUUUGAUUUUAGGAAUUAUAAGAAUCAUACAGAUUUACUUUUUAUAUUAUUUUCCUUGUCAAAUUUUUUACACAGUGGACCUUUUUAUAAUCAUUGUAGAUGCGAAUAUUAUUGA
Messenger RNA from Rhizophagus irregularis DAOM 181602=DAOM 197198, 615 nucleotides. RefSeq lists its product as uncharacterized. The record is from RefSeq and is a predicted model, not a curated record. Lineage: Eukaryota; Fungi; Glomeromycota; Glomeromycetes; Glomerales; Glomeraceae.